Molecule: messenger RNA, 730 nt
Organism: Sorghum bicolor (sorghum)
Lineage: Eukaryota; Viridiplantae; Streptophyta; Magnoliopsida; Poales; Poaceae
Exons: 3
Coding region: 62-574 (170 amino acids)
Source: RefSeq, a predicted model, not a curated record
GGCACUACGCACAAUCACAACACUAGCUAGCUUGCUCGCUCCUGCCUCGCCCUCAACAAGCAUGACACCGAUCAGUGAGCAGCAACACAACAAGGAGCCUGAAACACAAUCCUCAACAAGCCGCAGUUCUCCAGUUCCAAGGCAUCGGCUAUCUGACAAUUGGGUCCACAUAAAAUAUGAGGUAGCAGUAGUAGGGGAUGAAGAGAACGCUGAUCAUGAGCAGCAACAACAGGUGGCAAGACGGGACCGGGACUUCCUCGCGGGGAUCAGGAAGCUCUUCAAGAGCUUCAAGAACCUCUCCCAUAUCUUCGAGAUAUACAAAGAUGAAGAUGAGGAGGAGGACGAUGACGACACAAGCAUCGAGAUUGGGCUUCCAACUGAUGUGCAACAUGUGGCGCACAUAGGCCUGGACGGGUCUACCAACUUGUCAAGCCUAAGGGGCCUACAGGGGGCUAGGGAGCUGUUCUCCCUCUCCAACCUCACCACCCUUGAGCAGUUUGAGCUCACCAUGGCCUCGUUGGCUGCUACUGGCAAAGAGCGAAAUGGGGUGUUAGAUAGAGUUUCUCGUAAUUAAUUAAUUAUUAGGAUGCACAUAGUAUUUGUGAAUUCAGAUGGUGGUUCUUUUCGCCGGGAUUUUCAUGCAUUUUUCAUUUUCUCUUCAAAAAAUGUUUGGUUCCAUGUCAUGUUAGUUUUUUUUGAAUGGAGCUGGAGAAUAUCUCUUUUUCCUUUU